AUGGUUUCGAACCUUUAUAGCAUAAGUUUAAAAGAGUUCCAGUUCAGUUUACGUUCGGAUUACGCGCGGAUAAUAGCUCGGAAAAAUAGCGCUAGUAUUUGAAAAAAUAGAAUUUUUGAAUGGGAAUAUGUUCUAAUCGAUUAGUUUUCGAUUGUAACGUGUAGUUUGAUUUGACUCGUAUUCCCUUGUAAAAGAUAGUUGAACUGAAUUCCCCAAAUGGAUAGCAAACCUUCCAACAACGGCUCUACGGAGUUAGAAAGUUUCCUGCCACAGGACAAUUCGAACACAAACGGAGUUACAAAAUAUAAGAUUUCCACUAAUGGAGACUUGGAAAAAGCCGGCUAUGACGAUUUCGAUCCGUUUAAGGCCAGGCAACUCGCCCAUCCAGUAUCUAACACGGAUACUCUCACCCAUUUAUUAAAGGCCUCUCUUGGAACUGGUAUUUUAUCAAUGCCAGCCGCCUUCUACGCCUCUGGUUUAAUUAUGGGGAUAUUCAUGACAAUCGUCGUGUCUGUUAUAUGCACUCACUGCUCCUACGUAUUGGUCACAAGUGCUCAUGAAUUAUAUAAAAGAAGUAAAAGAACUCAAAUGAGUUUCGCCGAUGUAGCUCAAGAGGCUUGCCAAAGAGGACCCCCGUUUGCCAGAAAAUUUGCACCGUUUGCUAAGCAAUUGAUCGAAAUCGGAAUCUUCAUCACGUACUUCAUGACCUGCAGUUGCUACACCGUCAUCAUGGCGAGCAAUUUCAACUACGUCAUCGACUACUACAUGGGCUACAACAUCGAAAUUCGAAUCACCAUAGCGGUUCUGAUGCUGCCCCUGGUCCUCCUCGCCUACGUGCCCAAUUUGAAAUACUUGGCGCCCUUCUCGAUGGUAGCCAACGUAUUCAUGGCCGUCAGUUUGGGAAUCACUUUCUAUUACUUAGUGGAAGAGAUGCCCUCCGUUACCGAAAGGCCGGCAAUCGGACCAAUCAGCACUUUACCGGUGUUCUUCAGUAUAACCAUUUUCGCUAUCGAAGCCAUAGGAGUUAUCAUGCCGUUGGAAAACAACAUGGGAACCCCCCAGAAAUUCGUCGGCUUGUGCGGCGUUCUGAACAAAGGAAUGAGCGGCGUGACUCUAGUUUACAUCCUCAUAGGUUUCUUCGGGUACCUCAGGUACGGCGAACUCGUCGAAGGUUCCGUGACGUUGAAUCUUCCUAUCGAUGCCUAUCCCGCUCAAGCUGUGAACAUCCUGGUGGGUGGAGCAGUGUUCUGCACCUUCGGCCUGCAAUUCUACGUGUGCAUCGACAUCGCCUGGAACAAGAUCAAGGACAAGUACGCGAAGAACCAGAACACUGCUAAUUACACGAUGAGGACCAUUAUGACUUUGGUUUGUGUGUUCCUGGCCAUCGCAGUACCUACUAUAGUGCCUUUCGUGUCGUUGAUCGGGGCCUUUUGCUUCUCGAUUCUGGGCCUGAUGGCUCCCAUCGGAAUCGAAAUCCUCACGUUCUGGGAUAAGGGUUUCGGCAAAUACAACUGGAAAAUGCUGAAGAACGUCGUGGUGGUUGUUAUAGCCUUUUUAGCUUUAAUAUUCGGUUCUAAAGCGGCUAUUGAGGAUAUAGUAGCAAUGUAUUCCAGUGCGCCUGUUAACGCUACCUUGGUAAAUUCCACUACUCCUGCCAAUUUACUUAAUUCCACAACUCCUGCUAACUUACUAAAGAGUUUAAUCAAUGAAACAACCGUUGCGGAUUUGAUACAAUCGACUCUGUCGCCUUUAAACGAAACAAUAUCCAGCUAGGUUAAGUAAGGUUAUAGGUAGCUGAAUUUCUAUUAAUCUAUAGCUAAAUAAUUUUUUUGCUGGUUCAAAAUUUAACGGUGUAGCUUUUUUAGUACGAGCUGUAUUCUCGUUACGCAGGCGAGCAUGUGUGUAUAUCAGGGUGAGUUUGUUCAGAGAUUGCUGAAUGAAUUUAUUUGUUCGCCAAAAAAGUUACACAAGUAAUCGAUUCCUAAUUAUUAUUAAUGGAAGAGAUGUUGAUUGCGAAGCAAAGUGUUCUCGAAAAUAAAACAUACCUUUACGGUCUAUAAUGUAAAACGGAAACUUAAGAAUUUUUAUUGACAAUGUGCAGCAGUUAUCAUAGGGAUUAAAGGUAUGUUUUUUAUUUCGAACACUCUGUAUAUCUCACUUAAAUGGAAUGCAUUAAAAUAAUCACGUAUGCUUUUUAUACUAAUACUGCCACCUGAUAUUAGGGUAUUGACCAAUUUUUGGGAAAAGGGGUACAGUAGGAUCUUACAGUACUGUAGUAUAAAAGCCUUAACGAACACUGCAAAUACACUAUACAUUCCUUUUGUAAUCGAUUGACUGAUUUCAUUGAUUUUUUACUUGAUUAUUGCGGGUUUGUUUACGGUGAGAUUAUCGUAUUAGUAUCUCUUCGAGAUCUUUUCUUUGUUAAAUUAUAAAAUACCGAAAUGAUAGUUAAUAACAGGAAGGUGAUUAAAAAGCAGAUUGGUUAGAGUGUUAGUGCUCUUAUCGUUUGUAUCAAAUACUAGUUAGAUUUUAUGGAGAUUAUUGUUCUUCUCUAUUUGUUGGUAUUUAAUUUAUUUCAUAUAGUUUCUGUAGGGCAUUUUUGUAGUAAUUUAAGCGCUGGAAUUUGUAGGUUUCCUAGGUCACAGUAAAUUGUAUUUUAAUUAAUUCUAAAGUAAGUAAAUUGAGGUAAAUAAUUUUAUUGAAGUAAAGAAUUCUAUUUUUUUAUUGUUCAAUCAUUAUUUAAAUUUUUC
Molecule: messenger RNA, 2750 nt
Organism: Phyllotreta striolata
Lineage: Eukaryota; Metazoa; Arthropoda; Insecta; Coleoptera; Chrysomelidae
Source: the annotation of a GenBank genome assembly